AUGGAUAUUAAAAAUAAUCCACUUCAAGUCGAUAUGAACAUGUUUAUGAAAUCUAAUAGGGAAUCGAAGAAUUUGAGACAUUUUAUGUCGCUUGCUGAACGUCAUGUGCAAUAUAUUCGUGAUGAAAUGCAAAAGGAAUUAUCUAAUCGUACAAUUAUUGUGUCGCAAUCUGCACAACAAAAUGCUCAAGAUUUAGGAUAUUUAGCAAAUGCACAGCAAUUUGUUGCUUCUCCACAAAGUCCAUAG
Messenger RNA from Rotaria sordida, 246 nucleotides. The record is from the annotation of a GenBank genome assembly. Lineage: Eukaryota; Metazoa; Rotifera; Eurotatoria; Philodinida; Philodinidae.